This is a messenger RNA of Phytophthora infestans T30-4, 1950 nucleotides long. RefSeq lists its product as uncharacterized. The transcript is spliced from 2 exons. Lineage: Eukaryota; Oomycota; Peronosporomycetes; Peronosporales; Peronosporaceae. The coding region runs from base 1 to 1950 and encodes 649 amino acids. The record is from RefSeq and is a predicted model, not a curated record. Gene Ontology annotation, cellular component: GATOR1 complex. Gene Ontology annotation, biological process: negative regulation of TORC1 signaling; positive regulation of autophagy; cellular response to amino acid starvation.
AUGAACGGUUCGAGUGUCCGGCUGACUGGCAGUUGCCGGCUCCUGGGCGUAGCGCUCGUGGUGGACGACAUCAGUAAGGGCUGCAACCUAGCCUUCCGAUACCCUGCUCCACCCAGCGAGAGAGCGUCGAGCUUCCACUCCCUUCCAGCUCCUCUACUGGCCAAGCUCUUCCGGCCCAAGAACGCGCUCUGUAACGCCAGUUUCGAGCUUGUGGUGGAUGAUCUGCGCUUCGUGAGUCACCCGGUGCUAGUGUCGCGUCGACUACCAGCAGCAGCACCUGCGGAUGGCCCUGGAGGGACUGUAGAGCAGUCUACCAACAACUCUACGGGCGCCAUGGGGAAUGAGACAACCAUGUUUAACAUCAUUUUUGCGCUAGAAGAUCGUCCUCCACAAGUGUCUAGCACUCCUGACGCUACAGAUGGCUCAGUUGACACACAAAUGUUACCUUUGCAACAAGCAGACGAGGAGGAACUUUUAGCCAGAAGACGCAGCAGCGCUCAAGCUUUCCAUACCGUAGCCGCACAGUUGGCGAACGGACUGUUACACGAGGAACUUCGCGUGGGUUUUGUGUCGAAAGAAGUGCGAGAAUUGUUACAGUUAAGAGACGAAUUGGCUCAAAGUGAGCGGAAUGCAGGUAGUAACAAUGCAGGUGUUACCAGUGGUAACAGUCUAAGCGCCGCGGUGGCCGCAGGAGCGACUAGUGGCAGUAGUCUUACGAGUAAUACGGGAGCUAAUACUGCAUCAAGUGGGUCGAGUCUGAUGCACCUGCAUCACCACAGGAAGGACGGGGAAAACGGAUCGUCGACGGUGGAGGUGGAUCCCCAAACUCUAAUCGACGUUUCGUUAGGGAAGUGUGUGCUAGCCAAUGACCUCAAGCGAGUAUUCCAUGGUCUAGAAGAGUCGGGAGCUGCACAUGUGGUGCUUAACGGGUGGGUGAAAUUGUCGCUAACUCUAACGGAUGCUGUAACGGUGAAGAUGGCGAGUUUACGACCGUAUCACACGCUUCUGCUAUUGGCUGAUAAAGACGAAAUCCUCAACAAACUCCCAGUUGAUCAUGCGCGACAACUGCGCGAUCUGGUGGAGAGUGUAAACCCUCUAAAGAGCUUCCAGGAUAUUGCAUUAGAGACGGGAGUUCCGAUUCAUCAGGUCUUUCGACUGGCUGCACAUCUCGUUUACUGGGGCUUCGGUCGUAUUGUGGAUGCCAUCACUUUGUACAAUAUUUAUCAAGUCAAUGCCAAGGCAGAUCUGCACAUCACGUCGCCUCUGGCGUUGGAAUUCAGACGCAAAUUCGCUCCGUACGAGCUAGGCGAAGUCUUGUCGACGUUUUCGGGCUCUCGACGUAUUGGAGAGUACAUGAAGACCUUGUCGACUGCGAAGAAGACUGAGUACGUCCACAUGCUCAUCUGGCUACUGCAACAACGAUUUAUUGUACAGCUCCACCGCUUCAUAUACUUUAUGAUCCCGUCCGACGGAGACUACGCAGCUGAGCUCGGUAACGGCGCGUCAUCGGUUGGUAGCUCCUCUCCUGCGUUACUGGUGUCAAGUUUCCGUCGACAACGAGUCAAUAGUAGCGCAACAAACACCAGUGCGCCGGGUAGUUUGCCUAUAGCUCAGAUCCCGCCUAUGAACCCAGCAGACAUGGCGCCGUCCCCUGUGCCAGCACUGCUGGAUGAUAAUCCUGCUACCGACGCACGUGGGGGUAGUACAGUACCAAUGGCUCAAGUGAUGAGUGUGGCGACCCAAUUGUUGUUUACAGACCAGGAGCGUGCGUAUUUGGCCAAAAUUGCCAAGCCCAACUCAGUGUUUACGCUGUUUAAGAGACUAUGCGUCUAUUUCCAUGGAGAACACCACAUCGAAGAGAUUAUGUGGCGGGAGAACCUUUCACGUGGCGAACUGCGCACUGUCAUGAGCACGUAUCAGGAUAUCAUUGUAUGCUGUCUUCACGAGUGA